Messenger RNA from Cinara cedri, 16864 nucleotides. The record is from the annotation of a GenBank genome assembly. Lineage: Eukaryota; Metazoa; Arthropoda; Insecta; Hemiptera; Aphididae.
AACAGAUAACUAAUACCAAUAUCGUUAACAGUAAUAGUUUUAAAUGAAAAAAAAAAAAAAAAAAACACUAUGAAUUAAAUAAUUAUCGUUUAGUUUUAAGUCGUUCGCGAUGUUUAUUAUAGGUACACAAGGCGAUAUGUUUUUGUGUUUGUUAUUGUUCUGUGUUGUCAACUGGUCGCCGAUGGCGGACGGACAAAUCCUGUCAAGUAAUAAUUAUUACCAUUUUAUUAUUUGAAACGUAAAUUUAAGGUACAGAUCCGGUAUUUAUUUACGGUCGAGGCAUUUACCAUCAGUGUUUGAAUUGGAAAAAUAAAAGAAGGGAUACAAUGAAACUUAAAAAAAAGUAUCGUCCUUUGUAAUGAUUGAAAUUAAACGCUACGUUCCUAUACCCUAGGGACGGAUCCAGGAGGGCCCUAGUGGUUCAGCGUCCAGGCCACCCCGACCCCAGACAUUAUUUCUCAGAUGUUUAGAUUUUAAGUGGAGCGAAGAAGCUUAUGGUUUUACAAAGAUGUUUAUUAUUAUUUUUUUUUAUCUGUGCGCUGAAAGGAAAUCGUCGUGAGGAGCUACUUUAAGAAAGUUGUUUUUCGAUUUUCUCAGGAGGUUUCUCAUCAAAUUUGAAAAACCGAAAAAAAAACGGGAAAUUUUAUAAGAAAUGUAAGUAUUAGUUAAAAUAUAUUACCCCCUUUUUUUUUUUUCUGAGCACAACUUUUCUACCAGCAAUUUCGCUCCAGCUUUUAAUGAUAGCAAUGUUUCUAAAUUCAAAUUUCACUAGGAAGGUACUUUAAAGAGGUCAUUUUUUAAUUUUUCCUAAGAGUUUUUCCAGCAGAUGUGAAAAAUCGAGAUAAAACAUGGGAAAACCGUAAAUAAAAUAUUCCAAAAAUGUAAAAAUAAACUACGAUGUUUAAACCACGACGUCGUAUUAUCAUUGUAUACGUUACUUGAUACAAAAAAUAUAUUAUAAAUAUAUUGAAUUUAUUAACAUCAAAUGUUUAUUUUUGCUCUAAUUAAAAAAUGUAAAAUAACAUUUAUUAGUAAUAUUUCAUUCCCUCCCCCUCCCCCGAAAUUAGUGACUUGUGACUGUAUUUAUUUAUUUAUGAAUAAUCCCUUCUACGUUCCUAACUUGUCAUCUAUAACAGUGGCCCACUCAUCGUGAGAAGUAUGUCUGUUUUUUUUCCUUUGAAGACAUUGUUUUUUUCGAUUUUAUACGACUGCAAUGUAAACGUUCCGGUAAAAUUUAAACUCACGUUCUGUGUAAAAAUUAUGUACUUAUAUAAAUACCUAUAAGUAUCUUUACGUCCUUUACAGUACAUUUAAGUGAAUUAUUAUUAUAACAGUGAAAAAAAAAUGAUUGAGGACUCUGAUCUUUAUAAUUUAUUUUGUAUUAUAUAAUCUGCAGGACGGAGAAAAAACGAGCCUUUCAAUCAAAUUACUAUUUUAUCAUGUGUACAUAAAUUACUUGUCUUCAUUACACAACAAUAGUAUUAACAUCCAGUACUUGAAUAAGAAAAAUAAAAGAAGGAGGACUAAGAAACAUUAAAAAAAGUCCCUAAUUGAAUUCAACUUAAGUACCUAACCAGUGGGGGGCUUCGCUCCCACACCCGUCUUAGUUCUUACACUAAUUUAAAAGAAUAUCUAUAACUCACUACAAUUAACAUUAUCCAUAGAAUUCAAUUAUUUUUUGACUAAACGUUAUAAAUUAUUAAUUAAUAAGAUCACUUAAUUAAGUAGAUAGUUACAAUUUUACGGGCACAUCAAUUAAUCGGAAGCACUUGGAUAUUGUUAUUUGUGCUUAUCAGUCAUGACUUAAUUUAUCAUGCAAAGCAGCACACGUGCAAUACAAAAACAAAAUGAUUAUAAUUUAUUACUGGACGAUAAAUUCUUAAAAUAUAUUAUUCAUAUUAUUUAUUUGAGUUGACAGUAGAGUAAUAAAUAUUUUUUGAAAACAUCAUUAUUUACUUAAAGAGGCGUAUUACCCCAACCGUUUUAAUAGAAAUGAUUAUUAAAAUGGCGCUAAAAAAUAAAAAUAGAGACGCCACUUGUGUUUCCCCCAAUUCAAGUACUGCAGUAUCAAUAUAAGUGUAUUUAACCUUAUUUUAAGGGUAAAAAUAGUUGAUUUAUAGGUUAUACCUAUACAUUAAUUUUUCACAUACACAACAAUUAUUAUUAUUUUAUUAAAUACAAAAAACGUGUAAGCUACCUAUUACUAUAAUGAUAUUAUAUUACUGUUAGAACAUGUUUCUGCCAUAGGACAUCAUCAGGUAACGAAGACAAAUAACGAGUAAUACAAAAACACCGGAACAAUGUACCUAUAAUAUCAUUAUAGUAGUAUUCGUUGCUUACGCAUUAUUUCCACUCAUUAUUAUAUGUGAGUAUCAAAUCUUUUAUUAAUUUUUAUUGUUAUUUUAUCAUACUGUCAAUUAAUAUUUCUUUAAUUGUAUCAUUUUAUUUUAUGGAUUAUCGAUGGAUAAUCGGUGCGUACAGAUAUACAUGCAAUUUUCCCUCUGUUAUAUCUUCAUAACUUUUCACCUACAACUGUGGCCCUAUCCACGUGCGAAUUAUGUCGGACUUUUUGUACAUAAUAAUGAUUGUUUCAAUGUCAACAGUGAAAUAAAACUUUGGUUAAAACAUUUGAUAACACCAAAAAAAUUUACAGCAUUUGGAUAUAAUACUAAACAUAAUGAAUAUUUUAUGAUUACUAUAACCCAAUAUAUAACGGGUAUACAGCUAGUAGAAUCUUUGUCGUUGUAAUUUAUACAGGACAAUUUACUAUUAUCUACAUGUGAUACUGUGGAGUUCCCAUCAUUUCCCAACCUUUUUAGUGUUGUGGCUUUCAAAUUAGAUAAUAUCUCACGACCCCCUUAUAAUAAAAAUUAAUUUGAGCUUAAUCACGUCAAAAAAAUAAAUUUGUACCUAUGCAUUCGAUUAAACUUCUAAAUUAUAUUGAUACAAAUGUAAACUCAAAAAGUCCUAUUCUUAAUCUUGUUUUGGACACCAUGAAAACACAUCUGAGAGAUUUAGAAAUUCACUUACUGAAAUAUUUCAAUGUAACAAGGAUGUUUUUUCAAAAAUAUGGGUUCUUAAUCCAUUUGAAUCCUUAAGCCAUGUUUACAAUUGCCAAAUUACAAAUGGAGAUUCAUAACCAACUUAUAGAAUUACUAGCUGAUAAAACAAUUACGAUUUCCAUCACAAGUUUUAAAUAGGGUUUAGUUCUCUUAGCGAAAUGAAUACAGAAGUCAGGGACAUUGAAUAAAUAGAGUCCACUCACCACUUGUAACCUACGUGAAAAAGAUUUAUCUUUCAUUAAAAACAAAAUAUAGAAAUCAUUUUUAUUCGCAGAUAAUAAUUUACUCUUCCGUGUACCAAAUUUCUAACCAUAAAUAAACAAUAAUUUAAAUACAAACAAUAAAAAAUAUUGCAUUCAUUAUUGCUUUAUAAUUUUUCUAAUUAUGUAUUUAAUUUUAAAUUUUAAUUAAACAAUUUAAAUAAAAGGUUUUUAUGUUUAUCAGCGUUUAAUUAUUUUUGAUCAAUGCAACCCCUUUACAAGGGGUUCAGGAUUCCUAAGUUGAAAAACAAUAGGGUAUACUACUAACACGGAAUAGGUAUACCAUCAAUAUAUUAUUGUUGAAAAAUCAUUGGUAAUGCGUACACUCUCAAAUAGUUAAAAAGCUGUCAUAGGAUUAUGGGGAUGGGUGCAGCAAUUGUUAUAUGUAAUCAUAAUUUAAUAAGGCUAUUCGUUGAUGAUAAUUAUGAUACUGAUUUGAUUAUUAUUAUUAAAAUGCUUUUUAUUAUUAUUGGUGAUUAUUAUUAUUAUUUAAGUGAUCAUUAUAUUUAUUAUUACUUAUUAUGUUUCUUACUUAAAUGCUGAUUGUGAUUAUGAUCUUUAAAGUGCUCAUCAUUAUUAUUAUUAUUAUCAUCAUGAUUUUACAUUCUGAAAUGGAGGUAAGAAGCAUAUAAUUUUACAAAGAUGUUUAUUUAUUUUUCACGGUUUUCCACAUUUGUUGAGCAAACUCCUGGGAAAAUCAAAAAAAUGUCUUCUCUUAAGUACUUCCCCAGACAGAUUUACUUUCAGAAAAAAGUGCUAUCAUUUUUAAUCGGUGUAAAAUUGAGGGGUAGAAAAGUUCUCCACAGAAAAAAAAAUUGUUAUAUUAUACUUAUUUAAUUCGUACAUGUUCUUGUUUUUCCUCUCUUUUUCGGUUUUUAACAUUUUUUGUGAAAAUUAUUGGGAAAAUCAAAAAAGGAGCUUAAGUACAUCCCCAGUCCGAUUUUCUUUUGGAAAUGUUGCUACACAUAAUAAUCGGAGCAAGAUUUGUGGUAAAAUAGUAGCACAUAGAUAAAAAAUAAUAAAAGUCUUUGUAAAACCAUAAGCUUCUUUGUUCCACUCAGAAUCUGAAAAAUAUCAUUCUUUUUUAUUCCGUGAACAUUUUUAUACCAACAAUUUCGCUCUAAUUUACAAUGAUAGCCUUUAUCCUAAAAAGAAAUCUGACCGGAGAGGUACUUUACAAAGGUCAUUCUUUGAUUUUCUCAAACAUUUUCUCAAAACACAUUUGUAAAUCCAAUACUUUCAUUGAUACACUAAGAAUGUAAAAUGAUAAUAAUGACGAACACUGAUAAAAUCAUAAUCAUAAUUAGCAACAGUAAUAAUGAACAUUUUAAUAAUAAUAAUCUAAUCAGUAUCAGAAUAAUCAUCAAUAUUUUAAUAAUAUAAAUCAACAAUUAUAAUAAUCAGCAUACUUAUAACAAUCGUCAAUAAUCAUAACCGUAAUUUUAAUAAGGGUAGUUAAAAUAAGUAUAAUAAUAGUAAUAAUAAUAAACAUAAUGAUGAUAACAAUAAUAGUAAUAAUCAUAAUCAGAAUGAGCAUUUUAAUAAUAGGAAUCAAAUCAGCAUCAGAUUAAUCAUCAAUAUUUUUAAUAAUAAUUAUAACAUCAAUAAAUACCCUUAUUAAACUUAUGAUAAUGGUUAUUUCCAAUUAUUUUAUUAAAAUACUGAUUAUGUUAUUAGUUGAUGAUUAUUAUUAUGAUUGAUGAUUGUUAAAAGUAUGCUGAUUGCUAUUAUUGUUGAUUUUUAUUAUUAAAAGCUUUUUUAAAAGUAUAUUAAUGCUUUUUAUUAAAAUACUGAUUAUGAUUACGAUUUUUAAUGUGCUCAUUAUUAUUACUCUUCUUAUGUUUAUUAUUCUUAUUCUUAUUAUUCCUAUUUUUAUUACCUUAAUUAAAAUUAUUAUCUAUUGGUUAUUAUAUUGAAAUGCUGAUUAUGAUAUUUGUUAAUGAUUAUUAUUAUUAUUGAUUUGUUAUUUUAGAUUCUGAGUGGAGCGAAGAAUCUUAUGGUUUUUCAAAGAUGUUUAUUUAUUUUUCGUUUCACUCAGAAUCUAAAAAAAAAAAAUUAUGCUGAUAUAUCAUCAUUGGCCGGUAUUAUACUAUUUAUGACACUAAAACCAAAAUAGUAAUACAAAUUUUAAUAUUUAUGUAUUAAAAAUAAAUAUGGCAUAUUGAAAAUGCCAUAAAGAGAUAGAGUAUUAUUUUAAAUAAAUGUUUGAUUUCCGUUAACCAGUUAACCAGAUAUUCCAUUUUUAAGUUUAGGUAGGGAGACGGUAGAGAAGUGUGGUGGUAUGGCACGCGAUGUUUUAUUAGUGCUCCACUACUUUCCCCCUACCAUAAACCUAAGAGUGAGAUAUCUUGUAAUUUUAGUAUUCAAAAAUAACGGCACUUUAACUACACUUAAAAAUAAAAAACAAUAAAUAAUAUCUACACAAUUUAAUCAAAAAAUAGGGUGAGCAUGCCUAAGAUUAAUGAUCAUUCACUUAUGAAUCACCCUGUGUGUAUGAAAAAACCACACAUUUUUACGCGUCAUUUCUCUGGUGUAGAAAUAUAGGUAUGCAUGUAUAUAAAUUCUCUCAAAAUAUCGUAACAAGAAGUGGGCAGGUAAGUGUAGGUAGAAUAAAAAUACUAUUUUAAGUCUCAAUCGUUUGUAUUUUGCCUACCUAUACUUAUAGGUACAUAAUUUAACGAGGCGCUUUUUCCGACGUUUUAUUUGCUAUGUUUCUUCCAAGACGUGAUAUAUACGGGGCGAUUUUUAUUUGAUAAUAAUAACAAUUGAUAGACGUAGUUUCUGAGGGACGUUAUUUUUUUCUGAGAAUUUCAAUAUAUAGCCGACUGUCGUAUUAUUUUCAUUUUUCGGUAGAAACAUAUUAUAUACAAGAAUUUCAUAUAUAUAUAUAUAUAUAUCAAUAUAUAGCCGACUGUCGUAUUAUUUUCAUUUUUCGGUAGAAACAUAUUAUAUACAAGAAUUUCAUAUAUAUAUAUUUGAAUAUAUUAGGUUACAGGUGACGGUGUGGCAUGCUCGCGGAAAGCCGGGGGCGCGUAAUCCCCAGGGGGACCCUAAAAUACGGCCAAGUUCAUUUAUGAACAAAUAUAAAUAGCUAUAAUAUAAAAUGUUUGCCGGGUAAAGAUGGUAUAAAAAUAAUACACGAAUAUAUUAUAUUAUUAUGUAAAAAAUAAAUAACGUUCGUUUUGAAAAUAUUGUUCGCCACACGUCGGAAAUAUUCAGACGUUAUUUUUGCGUGCGAACUAAUGAACGGGGUGAUAGAUUGUCCCGAGUGAUUAUUUGAAAUUGGUUUUAAAGUUCUUGUUUUUGAUUUUAGAAUUAAAUCUAUGUUUUAUGUUCCGUUUAGUUCCAGGAAUACGUGGCUAAUAGUCCGAUGUGCCGCUUGCCCAAGUUAUGUAACGAACUCAUUUUGACUCAAUUACCACGUUGAAAUCGUAUACAUUAAAUUAAUUACACUUAUGAUAUAAAAUUGUAUUUAUGUGUAUAAGUGUAUCGUAUUAGUAUGUUAAGUUGGAGUUUAGAAACUCUCUGAACAUUGAAUGUCAAAAUUUUACCUAGGCAUUUAUUUCUCGAAAUAUUUGAAGUUAAUUUGAUUUCUGUUUUUUUUUUUCAAUUAUUAUGGAAUCGUUUAUUUUAUAACUAUUUUUCAUAUUUUACUACUACUUUUUAUAACUUAAAUGUGUUUUUGACUUUUGAUUUUAAAAUAAAUGAAACCUCUAUAUUGAACACAAAUUCAAAUAGAAAAUUUCUUAAAAAAAAAUCGAUAUAUACAACAGAUAUAUAUGUAUGAAUGACAUAUAUGUACAACAGUACUAUUGGAUUUACUGUUUAUGAGUUAGAACAGUUUAAAAUUUUUACCAGCGGUGUAGAGAAGGGUAAUAAAUUUCAUGUCUAUUUUAAGAUAAUAAAUGGAUAUUCCUUUUCUACUUCUCCAGUCUAAACUUUAAACUAUAAACGGUAGGUAAAUCUGAUAUAGUGUUAUAUCUGUCAGUGUUCAGAAAAAUAUCGUCUUAUUUGAAUCUGUGAGUAGAGGGGUGGUUGUUUUUUCAAAAUCUAAAGCUUAUGUUUUUUUCAGGUAUAAAAAGUAGGAGUAAAAAGAUGGACAUACUUCACACGUGGGUGGGCCACUGUUUUAGAUGAGAAGUUAGGAAGGUAGAGGAGAAAUUUAAUGUAUAUCUGUACACAACAAUUAACCAUUUCUAACGAAAAACGAUUUUGAGCGGAGUUCGGUUAAUAGUAUUGCUUUGUCAAAAAUGUAUGUACUAUGUUAUAAUAAAAUAAUUAUAUUUUCUUUAAUAUUAUUUGUUUAUUAUUGUACCUACCCAUUUUCUCAUUUUGCCUAAGUUAUUCUUUGGUUUUUCUUAUUUUUUCCUCCCACUUAUUAUGAAAACAGCUGGAAAAAUCAAAAAAAUGACUUCCUUAAAGUAACUCUCCAGUCAGAAUUCCUUAUAGAAAAAGUGCUAUCUUUGUAAAUUGGAGCAAAACUGGCGGUAGGAAAGUUAUCUACAGAACAAAAAGACUGUAAUACUUGACUAAUAUAUUUCGCAAGUUUUCCCGUUUUUCAUCCGUUUAAUAUCUGAUUUAACACGGAGAAUAAAUGUCUUGUGUAAUUAUAUAAAAGUUAUUUUAACAUAAAUAUUUGUUUAAAAUUAAAAGUUGUUUAAAUAGUAUUUAACUUAGGAGGGGACAAAAUGAUAAAUUUGCCCUUAAAAUUUUUUUAUGAUAGGGAAUUGUACCACCCAAAUGCCAUCUAUGCUCAUAAACAUACUAACUAGUUACUAUAAUAUGCAAUAUGUAGAUAUUCACGUGGUACUUACUUAUCUAUAUUUAUUAUUUAUACGCUAUGUCUAGGUACAUGAACGUCCGUAUCUCUAAUGCGGCUUUGGACGGUCCUUGGUGUUCUUCUAACGGAGAAAUUUUAAUAAUAUCAAAUCAGCAUUAUAAUAUACAUUAAUACUUUUAAUAACAUUCAUAAAAAAUAACAAUAAUCAGAAUACUUAUAACAACCAUCAAUAAUAAUAAUAAUAAUAAUAAUAAUAAUAAUAAUAAUAAUAAUAAUAAUAAUAAUAAUCAUUAAUAAAUAUCAUAAUCAGCAUUUUAAUAAAAUAACCAACAAUAAACAAUAAUUUUAAUAAAGUUAAUAAAAAUAGGAAUAGUAAUAAUAAGAAUAAUAAACAUAAGAAGAAUAAUAAAAACGACUAUUACUCAUACUUAAAACAAAAAUAAAAAACGAAGUGUAAUAUUGGUCCAAACCUGAUAACGUCAAAGGAAAUUACUAAUCAGUGCCUUCAGUGUAAACUUAAAACUUACUAUCUAUAAUAACUGAAAAGCCACCUGCACUGGUGCAAGAGGGAAAAAGGGGAAGAAAGACAAACGAUUUUAUCUAUUUGAAUCCGAGAACAUUGGGAGACCCAUUAGAAUGCCAUAAGACUACAAGUUGAGUUGUAUGAUACCCAUAGGAGUGCGCACACGGUGUGCCAUGGUACCCAGUGUCUUUGGGUUGAAAACAAAAUUGCUCAUUCUGGUUUUUUUUUUUUAACUAAAUGUUAAUCAAUUUAGUAUGAAAAAUUUUCAUAGUGUAAUAAAUAAAUCAAAUUAAUCGGCAAUCACUUACUGUGAUAUUACUUAUCACAGCCUUAGGUUCAGGGCCUAUUGUAAUUGUGACGACAUUGAGUUUUUUUUUAAAUUUUUAACAAUGUUAUAAUUUAUUAUUAAAGAUAUGUUGAAAUAUAUAAUAAUUUUUUCGUGAAAUACUGUUAGACCUGUUAAUACCUAUAGUUAAUAUAAUACUAGUAUACUAUGUAGGUGAACAAUAUGAUUUUUAAUGAAUUGAUAUUUUGUAUUCCUUAUAUUAUUUGUUUAGGGGGGAGGAUAAAAGACCAAGGAAUAAUAGCCCGUUUUCUUUAUGGCACACCCUGCGAAAAAAUCCUACGUACGCCUAUAAUGAUACUUGUAUCCGAUCGUUCGUGAUCGCAUUAAAAACACGGACAUUCGUACAGUGAUGUUUAUACGCAGAUACGUGUACAAUAGUGGGCUUACACCACCCUGAAAUCUGAAAAACUCAUUAUAUAUUAAUUCUAUAGUUUUAUAUAUUUAAUUUUUUUGUUCAUGAGCUUUUUCUAAUCCUCCGUCAUUCAGAAAUUUGAUUCUGUAUACGUGCUUGUUUAUAUACCCAUAGUUAUAUGAUUAGGUGAGUAGUAGUUAAAGUUGUCAUCAUUUUUCUAAUUUUUUUUUUUAUGACUAUUAAAAUAUAAUUAAUGAUUCACAGAUAAUAAAUUUCCUACGUCGUCAAUAAUGUGUCAUUAUAAGGGAUAUAUGAAUAACCUUAAUCCAGCGAUACCCUUCCUAGAUCCAACAAAUAUUCCACCUGAAUGUGAUAUAAUUGUAUACAAUUCGUUGACUAUCAAUUCAUCGUCCAAGUUACGUAUACAUUCUAGUAAGUAAUAAUAAUGUGUAACGCAGAACGGUAUAUUGAUUUUAAAUUUUCAUACAUACUUAAUUUUAAUGUAACAUGUUGUGGCUUAAUAUUUUAUUCAUUACAUUUAAUAUUUUAGACCCUGUCUAUCUAUGGUUGCAUCCAAAAACCGCACAAAUACGAUUUUAACUACAAAAUGGUCGAUAAAUAAAAACCGUACACUAUUGGUUUCUAGGUAGGUAUAUUGUAUACCGCACACUUAUAGUGGGUAAAAACCGCACGUUAAUAUCUUGUGUAAAGAUGCAUGUUGUAUUUAUAAUUUUAAAAUAAUCUGUUACAUAUACAAAUCCUUAUAUCUUUUUUUUUUGUCAACUAACCGACAGCAGUGAGACAUCAGUUUUCACAUUGCUACCCCAUUACUGCCAUCGUUUAUUAAUAAGUAUAAUUAAGUAAUAUUUCGUAAAAUCCUGUUUUUCCCUUCGCAUGGCAGGCUAAUAUUAUUAACUAUGCUAAUUAAAACUAUGGUGAGAAGUAAGCGGUAGGACCGCGUCACCUCCUGACAUUAUGCUAACUUAACCUAACCUGAACCUCUCGUCUUGCUUCUUGUGGCUCAGUAUGUUCUCUAUUAUGGGGUAGAAGGACUGUAAGCCACGAAAGGAGUUUGCCUUGAUCUGAUCGUGUUAAGCCUGGUCAGAAUCCCGGCAUGGGAUGUCUUCCCGGCCGCAAAGAAGGUUUUGGACGUUGAUGGGAGCUAUGUUUCUUCCGCCAACAUACGCUCUGACGUCUUGCCGGUAGAGUUCCCAGUGAGGGUAUACGAAGAGCGUGUGCUCGACGGUGUAUUCCGGGGUCAGCAGUUUAGGCACUCCGCGUCUGGGGAAUGCUUAUAUCUUAUCAUAGGUUGAUAUAGGCUAAUCAUUAUUCGUUAUUUAGGUAUUUUAUCUGAACUUCCAAUAAAUUGAUGAUAAUGUGCUAAAACUGUGCUAAUAUUAAAUAUUUUUCAAGUACAAUUAUCCACUGAAACACGUGUUAACGUAACUUGAUAUGCAUGUAGUUUUUAAUGUUUUAGUGGUUUCAUAUCUUAAAUUUUUCAAUAUAUAAAUUUGUUUUAAUAGAUCAUAUAUAAAUAAUAAAUAAUAGAUUAUACAUCAUUAUAAAAUGAGCGGUUUUUAAAUACAACAUCUUUAAAAAUUGUGAAGUUUUAACCUACUAAAUGUGUAUGGUUUUGACCUACCAAAAGUGUGCGGUUUUAUCCUGAAUUUCAUCAAAAGUGUGCGGUUUUCACUUGUGCGGAGUCAACGCUAUCUAUAUACUUAUAUUUACCUAUUUUAACAUUGCCAAUAUAAAAUGUUUAAUUGUACAAUAAUAGCAAUGAUUCAAAACUUUCAGAAAUUGCAUACUAUUAUGUUAAUGAACAUGAUUUAUGCUCGAAAUGUCCAUUAUUUAAACUAUCAACCUACUUAAAAUUAGCUGAAGGAGUUUUAUACCAUAAAAUAAUUAUUUACGCUCACUAAAAUUAAUAAAUCAAAAUAAAAUAACAUAUCUAUUAAACAAUAUGAAUAUAUUCUUACAAGUAAACUGUAAAGAUAGUCAUUUAAACCCUGAAUGUCAAUUUAGUAUACAAAUUCUAAAAAAAAUAAAACGAUUUCCUAAAUUUUCUUUAAAAUUUAAACUUUUUCAAACAAUAAUAAUAAUUAUAAAUAAAUAAGUUUAUAAUUAUUAUAAAUACAUAUUUGAUGUCACCGAUUUGAUUAUAAAGACUGUAGGUAAAUAAUAAUAUAAGCAUUAAUUUGUACUACGUAGAUUUUAGAGAAUAAUAAUAAUUUUAUAAAUCAAUAAUGUAUUUUAGAUAUUCUUAACAAAUUGAUGUGUUUAAAUAAAACCUUGCUGGUGGCAAUUAAGCGAGAUACUGAUUACGAAGGUUGGUCUGACAUAUUGACAUCUGAUGGAAACUCGGUAGAAGCAAAGCGUUUGUGUGAUUUUGCAUCAAUGUACAAUAUAAAAGGAUUUAUAAUUAAAGAAUUAGCGCCUACGACCGUAAGUACUGCAGUUGACAUAGGUAAUCGCACAUGAGCAAUUUAUGUGUGGUUUUAUAAUUUUAUAAAACAAUAAAUAAAUAGGAUUUUUUUUUCUUUUUGUUAAGUCCGUUAGUAUUAACCUUAAUAAAUAAACAUUUAUUAUAUUUAAAUAUGUUUAAUAUUAAAUUAUUAAUUUUAUCAACGUUUUUUUAAUACAAGAUUUUUUUUUAAAUUUAUUAUUAGUACGCGGAAUGAUGCGAUUUUUACAAUUUCCAUUAAAAUUUGAAUUUUGAACGCAUAUAUAAAAAAAGAUACAGAUAUACUUUGCACAAUAGGUGGGCCACUGUUGCAGGUAAGAAGUUGGGAAGGUAGACGAAAAAUUUAAUGUAUAUCUGUACACAACAAUUAACCAUUGCUAACGGAAAACGAUUCUGAACGGAGUUCGGUUAAUAGUGUUGCUUUGUCAAACAAUAUAUAUGUCAUACUAUGGUAAAAUAAUUACAUAUGCAUUAUACUCGUAUAUUUUCUUUAAUAAUAUUUGAUUAAUAUUUUACCUAUUUUUCCGGUUUUCCCAUGUUUUUUCCGGUGUAAAUGAUUAAAAAAGGCCAUAAUAUUUUUUUAAUAAUACCUAUAGGUAUACAUUUCGAAAAUUUUCUCGUUUUUUCUAUUUGUUGAGAAGACUUCUCGGAAAAUCAAAAAAUGUUCUCCUUAAAGUACCACCUCAGUCAGAUUUCCAAUCAGAAAAAGUGCUGUAAUUGAGAGCAAAAUUGCUGAAAGAAAAAUUGUUCGCAGAUAAAAAAAAAAGUAAACAUCAUUGUCAAAUCAAUACAUUCCUCGCUCAGUUUAGAAUCUAAAAGGGUUACAUUAAACUUUUAUUUUUACCCUUAUUUAGUAACAUUUAUGAUGAACCUCUUGUAUACAAUUUUAAAGCAUUGCAGAGUAACUAAAAAUAUUUUAUCCACAAAAACCAAAUAAAACUAAAAUAAAAAACAAGAAAAUGUCAGAAUGUUUUGAAAAUUUUACGUGUAAAAAAGACCAUAUUAGUAUUUUAUAAAAAGUUCAGAUCUCUACAAUUAUUUUAUAACCGAAUUAUAAAAAAACAGUUUGAAAAUAAUGCAGAAAACGUUAAUAUUGUAAAAUUCCCAUUUUCUCUAUGUUUUUAUCGGAUUUUCCUAGUUGUAAAAAACAUCACAAGAAAAAUAAAACAAUCACCUCUUUAUGCACCAACUAGCUGAGACGUGACAAUGUUUUAGGGAAAAGAUGUUUCACUUUAAUUUCGGAGCACGAUUUCUGUUAGAAAUGAAAUCGAACACUUAUAUCGCCGUAAAUGUGUCUUUUUUCUUGUAUGGUUUUUUCAGAUUUUCUUAUUGAUUAUAUAAAUUUCAAGGGAAAUUCAAAAAAUUACCUCAAUGCAUCAACAAGACCCAUAAUGUUACAUAAUAAUGUCGCUUGUCUUUUUUGUUUGGAGUAAGAUUUUUGAUAGAAUAGUUACACACAGACACACACAAAAAAAAAAAAUAAUAAUGGAAAAGCACAUAUUUUUAUACUGAAACCAAUAUACUGCGCUCAGAUUCGGUUAUAAUUGACUUUUAAGUGGGGGCGAAAAUGACUAAUAAAAAAUCAUAGGGUCAUAAUGUUGGAGAGCUUAUAACCUUUUCCCAAUUUUUUAAAAUUCAAUUCACAAUCAUUAUCAUGAUAAAGACUCAUUUAAUUAUUCAUCAGAAAAAAAAUAGACUAGGGGGGGCAAUAGAUGGAUUAUUACAACCACUGUCAGAUUCUAAAAAUAGAGCUGAUACUGGGGAUAGUGCGGCUACUGUUGUAGGUGGGUAAUUGGGAACUUGGGAUACAUAAAGUUAUUUAAUUUAUAUUUCUAACCAAUGAUAACGAAAAACGAUUCGGAGCGAAGUUUGAUUAUCACGUUUUGAAAGUAUUUAUAAUUUUCAUUGAAAUUUGAGCUAGAUUGAAAAUUCAACAAAAAUGAUCUCUUGUUGUUUUUAUAUUAGAGCAAUAUUUCUUGUAGAAAACAUAAGCUGUAUAAAUUAAAAUAAUUUAACUGCCACGUUGCAUGAAUAUUAAUAUUAAUCAAUUUUAAUUUUUUUGAUUUUUCCCAAAUAUUAUGAAAGCUACUUAGGAUAUUAAAAAAUGACCUCUUUAAUUCACCAAGAAAAAAUUUCCUUUCAUAAAAGAUAGUGUACAUUCAAGCAAGGUAUCUUUUCAAAAAAUUAUUUACAGACAAAAAAAAUACACAUCAUAGUAAAACCAAUACAUGUGUAUAAGAAACUUCGCUCCAAAUUGUUUUUCGUUAGCAAUGGUUUAUCGUUGCAAACAAAUUUAAAUUAAAUUCCCCUUUAUAUCUUACCUUCCUAACUUCUCUCUCACAACAGUGGUCUUCCCAUCGUGCGAAGGAUUUCCGUAUUUUUAUAUACUCGUUUAAAGUUAAAAUCUUAACAACGAUCGUUUAAGUUAUGCCACUUCGACUAUGUACUAUUUUUCGAUUUAUGUGAAACUAUUUUUUGACCGAGCUAAAAUUGUUUUAUAUUUAAUACGAGGUUCAUCAUAAGUUGUAUUUUAUGAUGGGAAAAAAAGUUUACUGCAUUUUAUGCGCAUUUUGCCUGCGCUUUAUGUCGUUAACUUUCGACUAAUAUGACAUUGAUUACAACAGUUUGAGUGUACGCCUGGAAAAGUGGUAUUAUAGAUCACAUGUGAAAUUUUAGUUAUUGAUAUAAUAGACGAUAUAAUGUAUAAUAUGUUUGUUUAAUUAUUAAAUAUUAAUAAGUAUAUCUUUGGGAUCUAGUAUUCACAAUCACUGAACAUCAAUAUUGGAGAAUUCGUAUUACCUUAUUUAAAACAAUUGAAAUGCUGUGAUAGCUUCAUUAUUGGUGUAAAUAUAGAAGCUUAUGCUCCAUUUGUUAAAAAUCCUUGUGGUAAUUAUAUUACUUAUAAUAUUUUGUCAACAAUUAUGUAUUUUUUUUUUUAUAUAGGUUUUGAAAAUUAACAUUACAGGUUGUUUGUUAAUUUUGAUUUAAAUAGUAGGUGGUAUUAUAUAUUGUUUGUAAUAAUAUACCUAGGUACAAAAAUAAAUCUUAAUAAUUAUUGGAAGAAUAUUUUGUUUGCUUAGUACUAAUAUGUAAUUUACAAGUAAUUUGAUAUUUGUCUUGGGAAUUUCGGGAGUUUGUAAAUUGAAAUUUUAACUACGCUGAUUUUAAAUUUUCAUAAAAACUUUUAAGUAUUUGUCAAACUCAAUUAUUUUAUAAUACAUUUAAUACAAUACCAACUAUUAUAAUAUUAUUAUGUGUUUACUUUACAAGUGAUAUAUUCACGAGUUAAAUAAUAUAUAUUAUAAUAGAGAUACAUUGCAAUUUUCAAAAGUAGUCCCCCUCGCUAAGAAACAAAAAUAUAAACCAAUUUAUUAUUUAAGUCCGAAAAUUUAAAAUCUAUACUAAUGAUAAUUUUGAUUUCAGUUUAUAAUUUCGAAGAAAUGAAUAAAUUAGUAAAUUUUUAUGAUAUAAAUACGUAUGACCUGAAUGAUUGUAAUCCUCAACAAUAUAAUGGAAGAACUCCACUUUUACAAAGUCCACACGGGGCCUGUUACAUGCUUGGAAUGGUAAAAUAAUUUGAUAAAAAACGAUUUUCUCAUUUUUCAAUUGUGUGAAUUGAAUUGUGAAAUGUAUUUGAUUAAAUUUUAAAAUGAACAUAAAUUGUAUUAAAGUAUCAUCAAAAAAUUUUGAUACACUUUUAACUAAAUAUCAACAAUGUAGUAGUAGGUAUUAUGUAUUAUUUUGUAAUACUAAGCUCUCAGUUGCUUCCUACUGAUCGAUAAUAUUAAGUUUAUAGUGGUUAUUGUUUAUGUCAUUAUUUCACUCUUUACAUUUUGUAGGUACUCAUACUCACGGAAUUACCUACAUUGUAUUUUGAUUUUGUUAAUUAUAUCAUAUGGGUUAAAAUCUAACCUAUCUAGUUUACUAUUUUAAAUAUUUUACUAUACUAAAAAAAAAAAAAAAAAUACCAUUAAAUUUAUUAUUUGCCUGUUUUCAUAUUUGUUAUUACUAAUUUUUGAUUUUGUUAUAACAAUUAAAUUACCUACAGUAAGUAGGUACCUAGGUAUGAUUUAUUGGUUGAAUAUAACACGAUCAAAUUAAAACAUGUUAAUUAUAUUUUGACAAAUUCUCUCGUAGAUUCUCUUUACACUUAGGAAUUGAGUGUAGGUAUUCUAAUUACAUACCUAGCUAUAAAUGAGAAAAUGUAGUUUUACUAUGCUAUGUAACGGGUAUAUGCUACGUGUUAUGUAACAAACAGAUACAACUGUUUUGAUUUUUUGAACUAUUUCUAGCAAGAAGUUACAACAUUUUUAAAGGCGUCGAAAAUUAAUUAUGAUAUGAUCUACUACACUCUUGAAUUGGGCCCAAUUAAUAUUGAAUGUAAUAGUUAUGUGUCUUAUAAUCAAGUACGUUCUAAUUUAAUUUUAGUUUAAAUAAAAUUAUAGUAUUCAUUGUACAAUAAUAAAAUAUUUCUUAAUUUUGUAGGUGUGUUUGGGUAGUUAUAACAUAAAUACAUGGUGUAUACAAACUACAAAAGAUUAUUAUGCUAAGGUAAAAUUAAAACUAAACAAAAUUUAUAUGGAACCAUUUAUUUAUAAAGAAUACUGAUUGAGGAUUUAUCAUAUUAUAUUAUUCAAACAAUUUUCUAAAUUCUAAAUUUCAAUUCUACCUAUUUUAAUAUUAUGGCAAUGUUAUUAAUACAAUUUGUCUUAUUUAACUAUUAAUAAUAUAUGUAAUUUGAAGGUCACUAAUUGAACUUAUGUUUUCAAUUACAUAGGAAUUUAAUAUGUUUAAUGUUUUUUAGGGACAAUAUAUAAGUAAUGAAAAAUGUGGAUUGAGUAUAAAAUGGAUUGAACUUGAUGACAUCUUAAAUAACUGCAAAUGUAUACCAUUUAUUGGAUUCCAAAAUGCUGUAGCAGGUUAUCUCGGAAAAUCAGAAAUACCAUGCACUAAUUUCAAUGCCAAUGAUAAUAAAGGAAAUUAUUAAUUGUGAUUUACUAUUGUUUUACAUUCUGUAUAAUCAAAUAGCUAAAUUUAAAUUUAAUUCAGUAGUUAAUUAAUGAUUAAUGAGUUAAAU